UAUGUAUACAUAUACGAAUAUAUAUACAUACAUACAAAUAUUUAUAUAAACGAAGAAAAACAAACAAGAUCAGAGUCAAGAAGUAUUGGAAGAAUGUAAAAGAAACCGAAAAUUAAAUAAAACCACCGGUGGGAUUCUUUUCAUUGUACCAUUCCAUUCUGAACUGAAGUAAUCAUCUUUUAAACCCAGGUCGUCGCCAGAGGUGUGAAACCGUUUUUUCUCUCAAAAUGUUAGAACAAAUGGGCAAGAAAAAAAGAAAAAAACAACAGAGGGAGAUGAUUCGCUUAAUUAGCAAUAAUUACAUUCGGGAUAUGAUUAUUCCUAGACAACAUGUUGAACGUCCUGCUAUCACUCUGGACUGCGCGGAAUAUGAGCGAAUCAAGGAGAACAGUAGGAACAUGGCCGAAAAACUGAAGGCCGAAGGGGAGAGGCUGGUGAAAGAGCAAGAACAGAAGCUGUCCGGGGUUGCGGAGCGAAAGAAACACUUGCAGAAAUGUCAGAUCAAGACAGACUACGACUUGGGGGAUGUCAGUGAAAAUAAGGCGAGUUCCAUAUUGGCUGAAGCUAAUCAAAGAAUUUUUGAAAGAGACAUGGAAAUCAAAAUCUUCAAUGAGUUAAUCGAGGACGCCAAAUCUCACGCCACUCACGAUCUUCAGGUAAAAGAGAAACACACUAUCGAACAACACAAUGUAGCAGAAGACAAACUUAACCGUUUGCAGCCGUUUACUCCGCAUGCAGGAAUUGAACACCUAUCUGGUAUAUCUUUAACUACUUCUGACGAGAUUCGACUUUCAAAUAAUUUUUAA
Octopus sinensis (East Asian common octopus) is the source of this 806-nucleotide messenger RNA. RefSeq names its product cilia- and flagella-associated protein 45-like. Lineage: Eukaryota; Metazoa; Mollusca; Cephalopoda; Octopoda; Octopodidae. The record is from RefSeq and is a predicted model, not a curated record. The transcript has 5 exons. Bases 228 to 806 code for a protein of 192 amino acids.